UGGAGUAGUAAUCGACUUCAAAGAAGAGGUUUGGUUCUUCAGUGAUGAUGCGAUGGUAAAGUAUAAUCUGUGUUUCGAACCUAAGUCGCGCAAAGUUUCCUGCGCCGCUACAGACAUCCUUAGAGAUGACGAAGGUACUCACCUUACGCCAGCUGAGCGGCAAGCGCUCGCUGACGUACUGGACAGGCACGCAUACAUCUUCAGAGCAGGGGGAGGUCCAACUCCGUUUGCAGAGCAUCGCAACGAAACAGGUGAGCAUACACCAAUAUCAGUACUCCCAUACUGUUUAAAUCCUUCGAAGAAACCGCCUGAUAUUAUAUUAGGGAAAUACCAUACCCAAGACCUUACCUGUUAUCACGGUAACAAAGACUCCUUACCCAAACCUGUGAUUCCUAAGAGGAAACGUGGACGCCCAGCUAAGGCUGUUGAUGUCCUAGUCCAGGAGCGAGGGCGUUCUCCAGGACUAGAGGGGGAGUAUAUAGCAACCCUAACGCCUGCCGCGUCGGCAGCCGCGUCUGAUCGCGCGCCGCGACCAAUGAGGGACUCUCGUUGUCGGCUCCCGGCGCGAUACAAAGAGUAGCGACCGAGGGGGCUUUCCUUUUGGCAAGCCGCGCGUGCGCCUUUACUGGCGCCGACAGUUCACCCGCAACCACCGAAGCAUACACACGAGAAUACGUCCGCACCUCGCUCGCUACCAUUCCUUUUCGAACUUGUUUGUGGGACCCUCUGGAGUAUUCAUACCCAGUGCUCCAGCUGGACAAC
This is a messenger RNA of Bombyx mandarina (wild silkworm), 762 nucleotides long. RefSeq lists its product as uncharacterized. The record is from RefSeq and is a predicted model, not a curated record. Lineage: Eukaryota; Metazoa; Arthropoda; Insecta; Lepidoptera; Bombycidae.